Molecule: messenger RNA, 1587 nt
Organism: Mollisia scopiformis
Lineage: Eukaryota; Fungi; Ascomycota; Leotiomycetes; Helotiales; Mollisiaceae
Exons: 3
Coding region: 1-1587 (528 amino acids)
Source: RefSeq, a predicted model, not a curated record
AUGCCUGCAGCCACUUCCUCGUCACCGCCUCCAAUUCAAGGAGCUGCUGAGGAGAGCAACGAAAUUUUGGUUACGCUUGAGGUCGAGCAGACCUUUGAGCAAACCCGAUUUGAUAUCAAUGAGCUCAUUGGCAUACCCCUAGGCAAUGAGUCAUGGAUGUCUUGUUUUGUGCCAACACCUCAAAUAGAGCCCAAAACUUCCGAUUGGGAUCAAAUAAAGACAGCACCGGGGAUAUGCGUUAUUGGGAAAACCUGUGACGGCAAGUUUUACGAAGUUGCUGUUUGUAAGUCAUAUUCUCCGUGGCUUGUUGGCCACGAAUUUGAGUUUGAGCUGGACCUUCAUUACAACCGGACGGAACCAGCAGAUGCAGAAGUGCGGGUCUAUGGGAUAUUGCCAGCGAGAAAGAGAUCUCAUGCUCACUUCCUCAAAAAUGUCAUCAAGGAGAUCUCGUUUGGGCGGGGGCGAAGGUUCGAACAAUAUUGUCGUCGCAUUGCUCCAUACGAAUUACAAAUACCGCUUGAACGAGCUAUCUUAAACCACCACGUCCUAGUAAACUCAACUUCGCCACUCCCAAAUAUUCAUACUAACUUUUCUCAGAAAUCCAAUUCUCAGAUCCGCAAUGAACUUUGCCAGUGGCUUGUGCUCAUCGGCCUAAGCUUAGACUCCAAUUGCAGCCUUGUCUCCGAACUCGUUGGGAAGGACCAAGAUCAACUACUCCAGGGCUUUCGGCAAGACCAUACGGAUCUCCUCGAAGACAUACCGAAAAGUCAACAGAAUGCAGAAUUUCAUCGCAUUUCACUUCACUGGUUGCUAUUUGUAUCAUGUGGCGCAAAGCAUGAUUUCAGACCACGCAAGUUUGACCCGAGAUACACAGCUGGCGAGAAUGCCAACAUGAUCGGUUCUCUUAUUGGCAUUAAAGGGUCGAACCGUUUUGGGCACUUUGACUUGCAAGCAAUGGCCAAUGCUCUUUCACAUUCCAAGGUCUUCACCAAGUACGACAUUAGCGUGCUAGGCAUUACGAACUUAGCCAGCAAAAUAAUGAAAUCCCUUCCAAUCGGUUUCCAAGAAGGCUACUUGGAUCUUCCGACCGAGGUGUUAUACAGAAUUGGCACAGGAGCGGUAAAUGAAGCUCGCACAUACUGGUCACACAUUUACCACCGGCAACCUUCCCUCAAGAAGUCAGACAACAAUAUAUUACUGCUUUUGAUCUGGAGCUCAAUAACCAGCGAUGUCGCUCGAAACUUCAGCGAAUGGGCAGCCUCAGAUGAUGGUUUGAAUCUACGUCGACGACUUCUCAAAGACGUCCAGAAAUCUCAAACAACGGAGCAGCUCGCAUUGACCCUAGCCGCCUGGCUAUGUUUUCAACGACUUUUCCCUUGCUCUUCCGAUACUACACAGCCUAUCAAAGGUUCUUUCUUGGCGGAUUUCCAUGCUCUUCUAACAGGCGAGCGACUCAGCAACGAGUGUACGGUCCUUGAGCAUAUGAUAUCUUCACUCUUUCGGGCUCUCAAUAACUUGGGAGGCGAUUAUCAAGAUACAUGCCAACUUCUUAACGCUGUGCUUGACACAGACACCCUCGCUCUGUGA